UCGUUCCAAUUCUCCAGGAAAAUGAUUCGCAGCUUCCUUUACGUGGUUCUCAAUCUCGUUGUCUUCUUGUCAAUUUUCAUUUCUCAGAGCUUGGCGUUAACUCGUUCACCCGAAGUUUGGGCUCUACAAGAUCUAUACAGGUCCUUGAACUACUCAGAGGCGCUUCGAGGAUGGAAUGGUAGUGAUCCUUGUGAGGAGUCUUGGACAGGUGUUGCUUGUUCUGGAUCAUCGGUUAUUCAACUAAAAAUUCAAGGGUUAAACCUCACUGGGAGUCUGUGCAGGCUUUAUAAUCUACGAAAUUUGAAGCUGCUUGAUGUCAGUUCUAAUAACAUAGUGGGCGAAUUACCAUUUGGUUUACCCCCCAAUGUCACUCAUAUGAAUUUAAGCCACAAUUUCUUAAUUGGACCCAUUGGUGACAUAUUUACUGGCUUAGAUAAUCUCAAAGAAAUGGACCUUUCAUACAAUAAUUUGUCGGGAGAUCUACCAAGAUCAUUUGGUUCCUUGACAAACCUUGCUAGAUUGUUCUUGCAGAAUAACACAUUCACUGGAUCAGUCACCUACCUGUCUGAACUUCCACUUACAGAUUUGAACAUUCAAGAUAAUCUGUUCAGUGGCCUUCUUCCACAUCAUUUUUCGUACAUAAAAAAUUUAUGGAUUGGUGGGAAUAAAUUCCAUGCAACGGACAACUCUCCUCCAUGGACUUCUCCUGUAGAGACAUUUUCAGUGGAGCAUAAUAUUAGUCCCCCACGCCCACCCACAACUAAUACAAAUGCCAUCAAGAACUAUGCUCCUCCCAAAGUAAGUGAGCACAAGCAUAAGAAGAAACAAUUAGGUCCUGGAGGAAUUGCUUUUAUGGUUGGUGGAGGAACACUAGUGGCUACAGGUAUCGGACUCCUUGUUGCAAUCCAUUUGAACAAACUGCGUGCUCAAAGCCAGAACUUGAAUCACUCUGAAAGCAAUGACAUCUCUUUGCAUUCUCAUCCAACCAGUGCAAGCAUAGUGGUCUCUUCUUCUGAACUAGAUGACGUGCCACUACUCCCACCUGUCGACGUUGCACCUCUUUUGGGUCCAAUGAGAUUUCUGUACCCGCGCCAUAACAAUGUGGAGGAAGCAUCGAGAAGAAGUUUUUCCAAAAGAGUCAGAUCCAAUGGAAGGACAAAAAUCUAUACCAUAGGGGAGCUUCAGCUAGCUACUAACUACUUCAAUGAAGGCAACCUUCUGGGAGAGGGAUCUCUUGGUCCUGUUUACAAAGCUAAAUUUCCUGAUGGCAAAAUUUUGGCCGUAAAGAUCAUAAACAUGGCGGGUUUGUCUUAUAGAGAAGAGGAAAAGUUCUUGGAUGUCAUUUGCACGGCUUCCAAAUUGAAGCACCCCAACAUCAUACAACUCAAUGGUUACUGUUUAGAACACGGAGAGCAUCUUCUUGUUUAUGAUUACUUUGGAAAUCUAACUCUAUACGAUGCUCUUCAUGGUGGAGCAUGUGAACCACUAUCGUGGGUCCAACGUCUUCAGAUUGCUCUAGCUGUUGCUCAGGCUCUGGACUACUUGCACUCGGCAUGCUGCCCUCCUGUGGCCCAUGGUAACUUGAAGGCAGCCAAUGUUCUACUGGAUGAAAAUUUGAUGCCUCAUAUUUGUGACAGUAGCUUGGCUAUUUUGAGACCACUGGUGAAGAGCAAUCAAGUUAAAAUUCCAGCUACUGAGACUACAAUUGCAGAGAGAGGCUAUAUUCCACCUGACCAUGGCCAGACAGGAUUCAGCAGAAGGAGAGAUGUCUUUGCCUUUGGGGUAUUGCUUAUGGAAUUGUUAACAGGAAGGAAACCUUUCGAUGGUGCCAGACCAAGGGAGGAGCAAUAUCUGGUGAAAUGGGCUUCCCCUAGGCUUUGUGAAAGCACGAGUUUGGAAAAGAUAGUGGAUCCCAGUAUGAAAACAACAUUUUCAUCCAAGGUUCUUUCUCAUUAUGCUGAUAUCAUCUACCUCUGUAUACAGCCUUCGAAACAACACCGUCCCUCAAUGUCUGAAGUUGUGAGCUCUCUUAUAUCUUUUUCCCAAAACUUCAACUUUGCAAAGAGCGGUGUAGCAGAUGCUACUGAACUUUUAGAGAAGUCUUUCCGUUCAGCCAACACAGGCUUCAUAAGUUCGCCAACAGCGAGCCACCUAUCAGCCUGAUGUACAACAUAUGUGUGCAACAUAGAAGCAAACUGGUUGACAUUAACAAGCUAGAAAUUUGCAGUUAAUGUUAGUUCUGGCUUCUUUUUUUUUGUAAAUAUCCAUCUGUGCAGUCCUAAUACAUGAGUUUUUCUUCUUUUGGAA
Messenger RNA from Trifolium pratense (red clover), 2307 nucleotides. RefSeq names its product protein STRUBBELIG-RECEPTOR FAMILY 2-like. The transcript is spliced from 15 exons. Gene Ontology annotation, molecular function: protein kinase activity; ATP binding; protein binding. NCBI's taxonomy places the organism in Eukaryota, Viridiplantae, Streptophyta, Magnoliopsida, Fabales, Fabaceae. Gene Ontology annotation, biological process: protein phosphorylation. Bases 22 to 2163 code for a protein of 713 amino acids. The record is from RefSeq and is a predicted model, not a curated record.